Notolabrus celidotus (New Zealand spotty) is the source of this 5254-nucleotide messenger RNA. RefSeq names its product myotubularin related protein 4 (gene mtmr4). The transcript has 19 exons. Gene Ontology annotation, biological process: dephosphorylation; regulation of autophagy. The record is from RefSeq and is a predicted model, not a curated record. Lineage: Eukaryota; Metazoa; Chordata; Actinopteri; Labriformes; Labridae. Gene Ontology annotation, molecular function: phosphatidylinositol-3,5-bisphosphate 3-phosphatase activity; metal ion binding; protein phosphatase binding. The coding region runs from base 189 to 3869 and encodes 1226 amino acids.
UUUUCUAUUGGCUCGCAGUUCUGUCAUCAUCCAAGAAUGCGGAAGUCGUGAGUCUACUGAGUCACCGUUGUGUCAGCUGAUUCUUUCUGAGAACCAUUGCUGGCACAGCAGAGCCCAGUAGACUGGAGGAGAGGGAGGGAUCUGAAGAGGAGCGCCCAGACCGACUGUCUACAACACCGGCAGGCAGCAUGGGUGAAGAAGGGCCUCCCAGUCUGGAGUAUAUCAAGGCCAAGGACCUGUUCCCCCAGAAGGAGCUGGUGAAGGAGGAUGACAGCCUUCAGGUGCCAUUCCCAGUUCUUCAGGGGGAAGGGGUGGAGUAUCUUGGUCAUGCCGAUGAAGCCAUUAUUGCCAUUUCUAACUACCGGCUCCACAUCAAGUUCAAGGACUCUGUCAUCAACGUGCCUCUCAGGCUGAUUGAGAGUGUGGAGAGCAGAGAUAUGUUCCAGCUGCACAUCAUCUGCAAAGACUCCAAAGUUGUCAGAUGCCACUUUGCAACGUUCAAGCAGUGCCAGGAGUGGGUGAAGCGUCUGAACCGGGCCAUAGCUCACCCGUCGAGGCUGGAGGACCUGUUUGCUCUGGCUUAUCAUGCAUGGUGUCUAGGAGGCAGCGCUGAUGAUGAAGACCAGCACGUUCAUCUCUGUCGCCCUGGUGACCACGUGCGUCAGAGGAUGGAGAUGGAGGUGAAGAGGAUGGGCUUUGACACACAGAACGUCUGGAGGGUGUCCGAUAUAAACUGCAACUUCAAGCUGUGCUCCAGCUAUCCUCAGAAGCUUCUGGUGCCAAUCUGGAUCACAGACAAGGAGCUGGAGAGUGUUGCUUCCUUCAGAUCCUGGAAGAGGAUCCCUGUGGUGGUCUACAGGCACCAGAAGAAUGGGGCAGUGAUCGCCCGUUGCAGCCAGCCUGAGAUCAGCUGGUGGGGCUGGAGGAACACCGAUGAUGAGUACCUGGUGACAUCCAUCGCUAAGGCCUGUCAGAUGGACACCGGAGCCAAGGUCACCUGUGGAACACCUGCCUGCCGACAGCGUGGUGAAGCUCCAGACUCCUGCGACAGUGAUUUUGACUCCUCUCUGACGGGCGGAUCCGGCUGCGAUGACAACACUGUGCCACACAAGCUGCUGAUUCUGGAUGCUCGCUCAUACACUGCUGCAGUGGCUAAUCGAGCCAAGGGCGGAGGCUGUGAAUGUGAAGAGUACUACCCAAACUGUGAGGUGAUGUUCAUGGGAAUGGCCAACAUCCACGCUAUCAGGAACAGCUUCCAGGCUCUGAGGACUGUCUGCAGUCAGAUCCCCGAUCCAGGAAACUGGCUGUCGGCACUUGAGAGCACCCGUUGGCUGCAGCAUCUGUCCGUCAUGCUCAAAGCAGCGACUCUGGUGUGUUCGGCGGUGGAGAGGGAGGGUCGUCCUGUCCUGGUUCACUGUUCAGAUGGAUGGGAUCGCACACCUCAGAUUGUUGCCCUCUCCAAGAUCCUGCUUGACCCUUACUACAGGACAUUAGAGGGUUUCCAGUUGCUCGUAGAGACGGAGUGGUUGGACUAUGGUCAUAAGUUUGGGGACCGCUGUGGUCACCAGGAGAACGCUGACGACGUGAGCGAACAGUGUCCUGUCUUCCUGCAGUGGUUGGACUGCGUUCACCAGCUGCUCAAACAGUUUCCCUGCCUGUUUGAGUUCAACGAGGCCUUCCUGGUUAAGUUGGUGCAGCACACGUAUGCCUGUCUAUACGGCACUUUCCUGUGUAACAACGCUCGAGAGAGGGAGGCCAGGAACAUCUACAAGCGCUCCUGCUCUGUGUGGUCUCUGCUCCGGAGUGGAAAUAAGAACUUUCAGAACUUCCUGUACAUCCCCAGUCAUGACUUGGUGCUGCAGCCAGUCUGCCACACUCGAGCAUUACAGCUGUGGACAUCUGUCUACCUGCCCACCUCCUCCCCCUGCACAGCUGUGGACGACUCCAUGGAGCUCUACCUCCCCCCCAGUGUCACAGGAGACGAACUCACCUCCCGCUCCCUAGACAGACUUCCCAAAACACGCUCUAUGGACAACCUGCUGUCAGCUUUGGAGAACGGGGUUCCUCUGACACGCACAUCCAGUGACCCUAAUCUCAACAAGCACUGCCAGGAGGGUCGCUCUCCCCCAGAUCCCUCACCAGCUGCAGAAGACACGCCUGCAGUCGUCUCCGAUGAGGCUGUACAAGAGAAUGGACUGGACAGCUGCGUGGAGGAACCUCUUCCUCAGAGUCCUACAAAGACCCCAGAGAUUGUCCCAGAUGAAGAGAGUGAAGACACACUAGAGGAGACCUGCCUCACCACACAGCCUCUUCCCUCGUUGUCCCUUCCUCCUGUCCCUCCCAGUCAGGACGUCACACUCACUCACACUCCUGUACUCCAGCAAGCUUUGCCUCAGAUCACUAAUUCUCCACUCCCACCACCGCCUCCCCCUCUACCUGAGGCUGAGAGCCCUUGUAGGACUGCUGAGAGCACCAUGUCACCCUCCCAUAAAUCAGAGCCAUGUUUACCUCUCCCCUGCAAUGGCUCACAGCCUGCAGUCCCCACCCCCAUCUCGCUGCUUAACGGCCACACUGACGGCCUCGCAGAGUCUGACGGCCUCGCAGAGUCUGAAAACCUGGCGGCUCUGAAGCAGCUCACACCACUUCUUCCUUUGGAGGACUCCACUGAGACCCUCACUGGAGAGGGAGAGCUUCCUCCAGUCCUGCCUCCAACAGUAAGCCAGGAUCUCACCCAGACCCACACUGAUGAUGAUGAUGAUGAUGAGGAGGAGGAGGAGCAGCUUGAGUCAAAGCCACAGCUUCAGAUCCAGAAGGAGAAAGAGGACAUGAGGACAGAUGUAGUGAAAGCAAGAGAGCGUAUGUUGACAGGUCCUGUCGAUUGCGCCCAGGUAGCAGCUCGCCAUCUGAUUUCCCAGAGCCAGCUCUCAGACCUGUCUCUGCUCGGCUCCCACUGGGAGAGCGUCCAGGGUCUGGUCCAGUCAGCUCACUCUGGCAUGGGCCGAGCCUUGCAGAACAACACUUACCAGAGCCGGCGUCUUGCCAAUAAGCUGCUACGCUCGCAGGGCUUCUCCCUCGCCAACGGGUCCCAGUGUUGCCGCAGAGAGGCUCUCUGUUGUCCCAGCAGCCCUCUGCAGCCUGCAUGGUUGUCUGCUGCCAGGACCACAGGCUUCACCGGCCUGUGUGGACCAGCUGCUGCGGCUGCCGUCCUCAAUGGCUACUCCCUAGCAGGCCAUCAGGUCCUACCUGCGUCGUUUUCUUCCCCCUCAGCCUCCAGCUCCCCUCCCCCUCCUCAGGCCCCAUCUUACCUGGAUGACGAUGGGCUACCGGUGCCGAUGGAUGCCGUGCAGCAGAGACUGCGGCAGAUCGAGGCAGGCUACAAGCAGGAGGUAGAGGUGCUGAGACAGCAGGUGCGACAGCUGCAGAUGAGGCUGGAGAGUAAACAGUACGGCACCCCUCCCUCAGAGCCAGACAUCGACUACGAGGACGACAUUACGUGUCUGCGUGAGUCUGACAACAGUAACGAGGAGGACUCUUUGUCCACCCACAGUGAGGACCGUCUGUCUGAGGGCAGCUGGGACCGAGUGGAGCCCAGAGACACAGAGGUCACGAGGUGGGUUCCCGACCACAUGGCGUCCCAUUGUUUCAACUGUGACUGUGAGUUCUGGAUAGCCAAGAGACGUCACCACUGCAGGAACUGUGGCAACGUGUUCUGUAAAGACUGUUGUCACCUGAAGCUGCCCAUCCCUGACCAGCAGCUGUACGACCCCGUGCUGGUCUGCAACACCUGCCACGACCUGCUCCUGGAGUCCCGCACCCGCGAGAUCCGCAGCCAGCAGCUCAAGAAGGCCAUCGCCACCGCCUCCAGCUGAGAGAUGAGUCGUGCAGCUUGGCCCACCUCGGCUCUGUCCUGCUUUACGGACCGGUGAGCCGAGCGCCUGUUGUGACCCUCAACCUGCUAUGGUUUUGGCUGCGGAGGGAGGAAGAGGAGGCAGAGUCUUCACUCUUUUGGAGGCUUGGUUUUGAGACGGAGACACACUGUGAGAAAGUCUGGGACGGAAGAGUCAGCGGGGGAUUAAAAACCCUUCUGCUCAGAGACUUUUUCAGCCUGGAGCGCUGCAGCGUCCGGCUGCCUCCACACGGCUCAGUCCUCUAGUGGUGCCCCGUCUGAGACACACCUCCAACAUGUCCACCCCCCACAGAGUCGCCCACCUCUAGCACCAAACACCUACACCCUCCUCACAGACACUGUCUCGCACCUCAGAGGACAAUCGCUCACUCUUUCGGCGUGUCUGAGACUCCAAAGCCUUUCCCUGUACUACUGGAGGCUUUCAACUUUAAAAGAAAAGAAAAUUGCUGCUACAGUAUUUAAAAGUCUAAUUUUGUAUUCUUAUUUUGUGCACUACUAGCUGUCGUGUGUUUGAGGGAAUCUGAGACCAAACUUGAGCAAAAAGGGAGAAAUCUGCUGUUUACUUUGCCACCGCAUCUUUUUUCUUGGAGCCUGAAUGUAAAAUGUAACGGGGGUUUAACUGGAUGGACUUUAUGUUCCUGUGCAUUUGAUUGGUUGUAUAUGUGUUCAUUGCUGCAAUGUGUUUUUAAAGAGUUCUGUACAUGCACAGUCUAUGUGGUUCCGUCUUUAUCAAUGCUUUCCUGCAGUAUAGCCAUGUUGCUACAUUCUGGGGGCUGUGUGUGGACAGACGGAUGCGGUGCAGCGUGUUGUUUGUUUUGUGGGACGUGUGUUUGAUGUGUGAAGAGGAAGAGAAGAAGAAGAGGAUGCUGGGAGACGGCAGAUUUUCUGUAAAGUUGUUUUUCCAAUGUGAGAAAAUGUGAUUGAAAGUGCAGUGGGAGUUCCUUAAAGGUUUCUCUGCUGAGAUGUUUGUGAAUGAACGGCUCGUUGUCCACCCGACCGAUGACUCCUCCUCAGAUUGUGAAGACUGAACAGUGCUCGGGGUUUCUCGUUCUGUUUCGGGGCGUUUGGCCACAGUCCCCCCUUUAAAAAAAAACUGUGUUUGUGUCUGCUGGUUGUUCUUUGAGACAAUAGUGCCAUAUUUUGUUCUGUCUAUUUUUCAAGCCUUUUUUCUUUCUUACAGAUGGCAGCAGGUUUCUAAUUGGCCACUUCUCUCUAUGUUUCAAUGGUACAGAUAGUUAGCUGCUUAAUAACACUGAGACGACUAAAGAUUAACAGAUGGUUCAGUACGAUGAUCAGACGUCACUAAAUUAGGAGGACUGUGUGUCUAAUAUUUCGGAUUUUUUUUUU